Moneuplotes crassus is the source of this 493-nucleotide messenger RNA. Lineage: Eukaryota; Ciliophora; Spirotrichea; Euplotida; Euplotidae. The record is from the annotation of a GenBank genome assembly.
AUGAAGUCAAGUAAAUCUGCAAAGGAACCAUGCGUUGAUAAGUCAACACUGGAAUAUUCUACUAGAGGUCUAGACUAUUGCCAAUUCUCUGGUAAGAAAUACAAUAUCAAAGAGAGAGCUCCCAGAAUUUUGGUACACUGAGGACAUACAUUUUCGACUGAAUCUCUGAAAAAGUUGUAUAAAUAAGAAGAAAUUGAGAUGUCCACUAUGCAGAAAGCUAAUCAAAAAUCUAGACUCAGUUGAGAAGCUUCCUCUCAACAUGAGUAUCAUGUACGAACUCCUUCACGAUGAUGAAACCUUGAUUGAAAUAGAAACCGGAAUUGAAAAUGAAGAAGAAACAGAAGAGAAAGAUACCGAUCCCCAAGAAGAGGCAGUCAAGAACUUCUUGUGCUCUAAUAAUAAAGUCGGUUUCCGUAGAACAACUGGAAUAGAUACCGAGCCAUUCGUAGUUGGUUUAUAUGGUCUCAAAAAGCUAUCAGAUUUACAGAACUAA